GCCUGUUUAUGUAAACAAACCGCGCGUCUAAUACAUUUGUUUAUAUCUUAAUUUUUCAAACGCCGAUACUCGGCUGCUAUCAAAGAGCGAUUAAGACGGUGCGUGGGAUUGUUUUAUAGAUAAAAAUUUAUUUACACAAUUCUUCGAGCGCCGAUACCCGGCUGCUAUCAAUGAGACAAAGACGUGGGAUUGUUUAUAGAUAAAAAUUUAUUUUCAAGCGCCGAACCCGGCUGCUAUCAAUGAGCAAUUGAGAAGAGGCGAUAUACAGAUCUAGGAAUGGGACUGUUUAGAGAAGUUUAUUUCUCAAGGGUGAUGACACGCGGUCGGAAAGAGAGGCGUCACGUUUGGAAAUAAGCGGUCACUUGUAUUAGAGAAGUUUAUUUCUCAAGGGUUGAUAUUCGGCUACAGGGUGGAAGGAGACGGAGAUAUCAUAUAAUCAAGCGGAAAAACGUUUAGCAUCACAGUUGGUUGCAAGUGCUGUAGAAAAGUUUCCCGAAAAUCUUCAGUGAAAAGUUCUGUGCAACAACAUGAAGCAAAAUGUUUGAAGAAAUGGCACGAGUUCAAUUGAAUUACGACGAUGAUUUUGAAGUUGAUGACGACAUCGAUAUGGACGACCGUGACGCCCUCAAUCGCCUUUUAAUGGACGAUAGUGAUGAAGAGAAGGAAGAAGAACAGCUCUCAAGCGACAGCGAUUAUCAUAGUGAAGACGGGGCAAGGACACAAAUUUACACUAGAAUAUUUCCAAAUCCUCAAUUGCUGGCAUUAACGCAAGAUACUGUGAUGUGUAUGAUUGAAUUUUAUUAUGAACUGCGGGACGACACACGUGUAUGCAGCUUCUGCAUAAUCCGCGUAGUUGGCGUAGAUUUGUGGCUGGUAAAAUCCGUACGCCUACACACACGGUCCAUACCACCUAUUAUAUGGACGUACCUGCAUCAAUUGUCGGGAACCGAUGUACGUUAUAUUAGCGUGCAACAUGUGCCUCCAGUGCACGACGAUCUAUUCCUCCCCGACAGACGAUGAAGAAUGAAGAAGUGUUACAGAGUCAACGUGACCCUUUGUAUACAAUAUUCCCGUGCAACAUGUGCCUGAUAUGUACGCAUUAGAAAAAACAUUGAACAUUGAAAGUGUUAAUACACGAGCAUGGCGAAAGAAAGACUCGAGUUCGCGGGUAUGCAACGCAUAUCAGUGGUACAGUUUCUAUGCGAUCGAGAACGCGGUAUACGCGGAGCGAAUGAACGCUUCGUCGGACAAGGAGUUUUCAAACGUUAUCCAUACAGUGAAGGGUUGCUGUACAUUGCGGGUCCUGCAGGUUUGAGGGGGUGGUUUGAACUGUUAGUGAAGGACGAACCUUACAGCACAUGCUAUAGCCGUUCCUACUGUCAUUACAGUCACCGAUAUAUGGACUUUGAUUUUUCCGAUGAUUUGUGGGACUUUGAAAAAUACAAUAUCCCCUGGAUGCAUUUGGAUUUUCAGUUUAUGCACUAUGACUUUCUACGCGCAGGACGUAAAUGUAUAAAGUGUGAACAAGAAACGUGUAAGUGCUCCGAAAUAUAAAAAAUAUUAAACAAUCGAACAAAUCACGUGCUUCGAAAUAUAAUAAACUAUGGAACAAAUAUAAUGAACUAUCGAACACUGGUGAGCAGAAGUGUUUCGUGGGACAACGCAAGCACUCUUCGGCCACGAAUACGACCACAUUGCGAACGGAAGAGCAGUGAGAAACAGAGGUUUGCGCGAAGACCAUAUUCACGCGGGUCGUCCGCGGUCGAGGUCGAGGGGGUUCCAGAAGGGGUCAGCCGUUUGCGCGAGCGUGGAGCAGGAGGAUGGGGAAGAGGAGGAGGCGGAAGAAGAAGGGAUUCAUUCAGAGCGGCGAAUCCUUAUGCUAUAACGUCACUAUGCGGGAAUGUAGGAGGAGUGAAGGAGUAGAAGGAGGAAGAAAAUAAAAGAAGAGAAAGUUUAUAUAAUAAGAAUAUUUAAUAUACGUUGUUACGUUCCGAGUGUCCGUGAUUAUAACUGCAGGGAUGUUUAAAUACGAGGAUACUUUCCGAGGAUCGCGAAGCUAAUUGUUUUCGGAGGCGAGGGAAAGAAAUCCCGUCGACUCUUCUCGUGAUCGAAUUAUUGUCGGGUCUGAAAGCUGAAAAAUAUCCUCUCCGGUUGAAUUUAAUUGAUCGAGCAACUCUAAAUAUUCGUCGGAGCAGAUUUCGCAAUUGUAAAACGGCGCGUACCCAGCAAGGUCUCUAUCGUAAAUUACGCACGUAGGAACGUGCCGUCUCAACCCCACUAUUAAAUCGUGUUUUGAUAGCAAAGUAUAGUUUUGUUUUUGUGAAGGAAAAAUUCUAUUAACGAAGCAAAUGGUACAAAAUAGAGAACGGUCUAUAGGUCGGAGAUACGCCGUAUAUCUCAUGCACGCCACCACGCCGGAUCGCCGUUGAUACUCUAGUACUAAAUCGGUACGCCGGGACGGGUUCGAUAUUCCGCGACACAUCACACGUUUGGUUUACGGUUUUAUUCCGUUGUGAUUAGAACUUGUUUGUACAUUAAACUCUUGGAUGGGUGGUAACACUGGAUAUGAACUCGGAAUCUCGAUUUCUUUACGGUUCAAUCCGAACAACUCUCGUAAUUUAUAAACAACUCGACGAGGAUCACCCUUACGGAUGUUGCGGUAAUCAGGAUAAUUGUGGUCUAAAGUGAGUUCGCGGGUUACGUACGGAAUUUGCUUUGAUAAUGCUCGGUCGGCUUCUAGGUUCGUUAAUUUUUGGAUGAGAGGAAACGGGUCCUGAUUAUUUGAGUAAGCAAGUCGGAGAUGAUAACGGAGCUUCUUUUCUUGGAAUCUGCGCCCCUUUUUAGUAGGCAUGGAAAUGAAUUGAAUUAUAUUUAUCCGCGGAUUCCUGUAGGAUUAUGGUCGCAAAUUAGGGCCACACUCUUCGGCAGCGCCAGUUGCAAAUCCUCCAGGAAAUCAGAAUGAACAAUUUGGACGAAAACAA
Molecule: messenger RNA, 2981 nt
Organism: Ooceraea biroi (clonal raider ant)
Lineage: Eukaryota; Metazoa; Arthropoda; Insecta; Hymenoptera; Formicidae
Source: RefSeq, a predicted model, not a curated record